Molecule: messenger RNA, 6667 nt
Organism: Gopherus flavomarginatus (Mexican gopher tortoise)
Lineage: Eukaryota; Metazoa; Chordata; Testudines; Testudinidae
Gene: FOXK2
Product: forkhead box K2
Exons: 14
Coding region: 1417-3606 (729 amino acids)
Biological process (GO): regulation of transcription by RNA polymerase II
Molecular function (GO): protein binding; DNA-binding transcription factor activity, RNA polymerase II-specific; RNA polymerase II cis-regulatory region sequence-specific DNA binding
Source: RefSeq, a predicted model, not a curated record
UUGGCAGGGCAUUUGGCAGCCGGAGUAUUUCACCUGAUGUAGCAGCUUGAGUUAAUGGUUGAGUAGGCGUUGUGAGAAAAUUCUUCAAGCCAUGGGACUUUCAAAGACAACAAUUAUAAAACUAACAUUAAGCUUUCUUAAAUAUUUUACUAAUAUCAAACCUUUUGUAAUAUAGAUGUGACAAUGAGGACCAACUGACUGCAGAAUCAGCCUGUUCUUUACCACAAAGUAGAGGAUUCAGAACCGUGAAAGAAGAGAGGCAAUUGCAGGAUGAUUCCUCUUCAGUACAGACUGAUGAAAACCAUAGUCUUUUAACAUACAUGUGACAGUCAUAACGAGAUAUAUAAAGGAACUGUGAAGGAGAUGGAAUGGCCAGACACCACUUACUAACGUUCCGUCCUGUGCUGAUGAUGUCUUUUAAAGUGUGCGUUAUGACAUUGAGUGUGUGCACUGCAAUGAAGGACUCUGCAAUCCCUUAAAAUAACGGUCAGUUUUAAAGCAUAUGUGGUUCUGCUAGUUCAUGAAGUCCCUAUUGAAAAUAUUUCCAAUGUAUUUAGGGCCACGUUCUAUUCCAGUCAAGUGCUCUAGUUUUGAGAUUGAGUAAACGUUGGAUAGUCAAUCCAGCAAACAUUGUGCAGACCAGUAGUAUUGCUGUGUGCAGUUCAUUUUGCUCAUCUUACAUUUAAUUUGUAUCCAUUUGUGUCCACUUUUAAUGAUUCUUAUAAAAUGUUAUAACAUCAGUCUAAAAUAGUGUGGCGCUCAUGGAGGUAACAAUAUCGUUUUGCCAGUCGAUUUGGUUGACCUCUUACUGUACUUCCACCAAACCUAUUCACAUCUUGACAGUAGAAACCAAGAAAAGCUCCAGUAGGUAUGAUUGUCCAUUUCUUUCUUUAGGUUCAGUUAUCCAUAAGAAUUGAUGAUUAAUUUGGUACAUAUUUUAGUGAUCUUUCUAAAAAUGUACUUUCAAUAUGUGCACGGGACACUAGAGAGCCUAAGAAAUUAGUGUAAUUGCAUGGUAUCCAGUCUCCUGGAUAUACAGUAAUGUAUUCCAAGAACAUAGGCCUAACUUUUAAAUAUGAGUUUUCUAUUCAAAAUUAUUAUUCCUGAAUCUUCUAUUUCUGAUUUUUUCGUAAUAUGAUUAAUUUGAAUAUUUCCCUUUUAACAGAUAAGUCAGUAUUCAUACAAUCAGGCUUCCUGGUAUUCAGGUGAAGGUUCUCCUAUUGGCUCUGAAUCUGACCUUUCAGAAAGCGCUUCUCCACGGCGAGCCCCCACGCCCUGCCGGCGGCUGCAAGACUCCGUGGUGAGGGGCUGCUGCUCGCCCGAAAGGCGAGACGGUCGGCGCGGCGGGCCUCUUCCCCCUCCCAACCCAAAAUAUGCGUCAUCAUCCUGCGCCAGGAUCGGGCGGUCACGUGUCCCAUGUUUAUCUCGGUUCGGGGGGUCGCGCGCGCGACCUCGUCGCUCUGGGCCGCGCGCACCUGCUGUUGCUGCUGCCGCCGGCGGCGGCUCCUGAGCCGUGACUCCCCGCUGGGAAGCGAGCGAGCGGCCCCACGGGCAGGGGCGCGGCUGGGAGACGGGACCCUGCCCCGCCAGCUUACAAUGUCAUUACCGGCAAAGAGAUGCGGUAGACCCCCUGUAUUGUCCUGCUUGGAAAAGAAAAAGAGGAAGCAAAGUCUCGAUAGAAGAAGAGGGAAAACAAGAAUCUAUGUGGGAAAUCAUAUUGAUAGAUGGUUGACACUUAAGGAAAAAUUGGAUUUCAGAAAUGAUGCAGAGGUUGCAGGAUUUUUACUAGAUUUGUAUGACAACUGUGACCCAUUGUCAAAAGCAUCAAUAUGUUCCCUGCCUGAAGAUGUGAGAAGAAUUACAGUGAAAGGGGAAAGAGAGUUGCCAGAUGACACUUCUUUAAUAGCAGCGGAUGGAACAUAUGACAAUGAUGACCAGUUAUCUAAAGAAUCUAUUUGUUCUGGACCCGAAGAUGUAAGAAUCAUAACUGUGAAAGAAGAGAGGGAUUUGCCUGAUCACUGUUCAACAGAGACUGAUGACACAUGUACUUUCAGGUUUCCCAGCACAAACAUCAAGAUAACAUUCACAGCUCUGUCCAAUGAAAAGAGAGAAAAACAGGAGUCCCCAGAGUCUCCAGUGAAACCUGUGCAACCCCAGAUUUCUCCUUUAACAAUAAACAUUCCAGACAACAUGGCUCACCUGAUCAGCCCUCUCCCUUCUCCCACAGGAACUAUCAGCGCUGCAAAUUCCUGCCCAUCUAGCCCGCGUGGUGCAGGCUCUUCAGGGUACAAAAUGAGUCGUGUAAUACCAUCUGACCUACAUUUAAUGGCUGACAAUCCACAGUCAGAAAAUGACAAGGAAGCAUCCGGUGGUGAUAGCCCAAAGGAUGACUCAAAACCACCUUAUUCCUAUGCACAACUAAUAGUACAAGCAAUUACAAUGGCACCUGAUAAGCAGCUUACACUAAAUGGAAUUUAUACGCACAUAACUAAAAACUAUCCAUACUACAGAACAGCAGACAAGGGCUGGCAGAAUUCAAUACGCCACAAUCUCUCUCUGAAUCGUUAUUUCAUCAAAGUACCACGUUCCCAGGAAGAACCAGGCAAAGGCUCAUUCUGGAGGAUAGAUCCUGCCUCUGAAAGCAAAUUAAUAGAGCAGGCUUUUAGGAAAAGGCGGCCUAGGGGAGUACCUUGCUUUAGAACCCCUCUGGGACCACUCUCUUCUAGAAGUGCCCCAGCGUCGCCUAAUCAUUCUGGAGUGUUGUCUGCCCACUCCAGUGGCGUACAGACCCCAGAGAGUUUGUCAAGGGAAGGAUCUCCUGUCCCAAUGGAACCUGAGCCUAGUGCUAUCCAGCCAAAAUUAGCAGUAAUACAAGAAGCACGAUUUGCACAGAGUGCCCCAGGAUCACCUCUAUCUAGCCAACCUGUUUUAAUUACUGUACAACGGCAGCUACCACAAACUAUUAAACCCGUCACCUACACUGUUGCAACACCUGUGACAACAUCAACAUCCCAGCAGCCUGUAGUUCAGACAGUUCAUGUUGUUCACCAGAUACCAGCUGUGUCAGUCACAAAUGUGACUGGAUUAGCACCAGCAAACACUUACACGGUAGCUGGACAGGCAGUGGUUACACAAGCUGCAAUGGUAACCCAGCCCAAGGUAGAACCUCAAGAGAAUGGAGACCACAAGGAAGUAAAAGUUAAAGUGGAACCUAUACCUGCUAUUAGCCAUGCUACAAUAGGAGCUGCUAGUCGUAUCAUUCAGACAUCUCAGACCACGCCCUUACAGACAGUUACUAUAGUACAACAGGCACCUCUUGGUCAACACCAGCUACCAAUAAAAACUGUAACUCAGAAUGGAACACACAUAGUACCUAUCACCACAGCGAUACAAGGACAGGGCAACACUGCUGCUGCAAGUCCUUUGCAUAUGUUAGCAACCCAUGCAUCCGCAUCAGCAUCUCUUCCAACAAAACGCCAGAAUGGAGACCAGUCAGAACAACAAGAACUUAAACGUAUCAAAACAGAGGAUGGAGAAAGCAUAGUCAUAGCUGUUAAUGUGGACACCCCAUCUGUUGCAGUGAGUGAUCAAGGCAGCCAGAACUAGAAGCGUAGUGGAGUUUUUUCUUUUUUCUUCUUUUUUUUUUUUUUUUUUUUUUUGUUGUUGUGGGGGUGGGGGGAAUCAACUCCAUGGUGCCAAACGGAGACACUUAAAUAUAACACCUAAAACAUUGGAACAUGUUCUCAUGCAGUGGGGAAAAGGGCCCUGUGAUCAGACUUCAACUUUCAGCACUGAAAAAACAACACAGGUGGCCUUAAAACUCAGUAAUUUAAAAAAAUCAAACUGCAAAACAUCUUGUUCCAGAGGCUGUGACCCUGCUCCUCCCCACCCCCUACUGAACUAACUGUGUACACUGAGGAGAAAUCCAGUGUUGGGGAGGUCUGCAGCUUUAUAAAAUCUUUAUUGGAUUAUUUUAAGGACUGAUUAUUUCAGUGUAACGGCAGCAUGAUAAGCGCUUAGUGUGAACUGGUUUCAAACGAUUGUAUAUUCCUUAAAGGGAACAGAGGCAAGGAGCCAUUUCCUACAUCUUGGCAGCUAGCCUUUCAUAAUGACCUACCCAAUGCAGUUGUUGGUAGAUAUGCAGUAUUUUGUUGUUCACAUGUGGAAUUAGAAAUUUUUGAGGUGUAUUUUCAUUUCUUUGCAAAAUAAUGGGGUCUUUGACAUUUCAAAUCACUCCAUUUCUACUCCGGAAACUUUGGAAUCACAUAAUACUUUUCAUGUGAAAUUUUGUUUAGUAAAAAACUGAAUGUAGGGUUUUUUAACCAAUGGAAUGAUUUACUUUUGUCUGUCCUGUUAAAGUUCAGAUAAAGCUACUUUAUUACAUCUGCAAAUUUUCAUAUUUUAGCAGUUGCCUGAUAAAUUUAAUCAAAUUUUAUUACCAUGUGUAGUGAUCAAAUGCUUCUUCGGGCUUGCAUGUAACUGAUUAGAAAUUACAAUGUAAAUGAGCCGUUAACUGACGUAAAGAACUGCUAUGAAUUUGACCAGAGCUGCACUUACCUGUUUCUCUUUCUUGCUACCUUUUGCUGUUUGUUACUUUGUGUUGACUUUGACUAUUCCUGGCGCAUUUUUCCAGUCUAAAGUAAAACAAGAGUCUCGCUUAAUAUUGUGUAUGUUUAAGAUAAGACUGUUCUUCAUUUAGAAAAGAUAAUAUUCUUUAUCACAAGUCCUUUUAAAAAGAGAGUAAAAAUUAUCUUGUCAGAGGUAUAUUAAGUAUUUUUAAGCUUAAGCACCCAUCUAUAGAAAUUAAUCUGACCAAUUUAUCCAUAAAACUUUUGAUGUCAUACACUGACCCUCUGGGGUCUCCAUUAAGAGUAGCUGUUGUGGUUUUCUAACAGUGGCUACCAUAUUAUUAUAAUAAAAGUUGGGUUUUUUUUUUUAAAUGUGUGUUCUGCGGUUGAACAGUUUAAAAUGUAUUGGUAAUUAUUCACUUUAAUUGUGGUAAUAGAUUCCACCUUACAUUUCCAAAUUAAACUAAAAGUUUAGGAUGCUGUUCAGUCUUUAAUUCACAUAAUGUCUUGUUCCUUCUACAGUGAGGUGAGUGAAGGCUGGAGAGUGGGCUUAAACUUUGAAUUCCAGUUUGUUACUUUCUGUUGUUAUCAUGCAAUUAUUUAUAUAAAUAUUUGUUUUCCAUUUCAAAAAAGAAAAAUCUGUAUUUUCAUGAUGGACUGAAACGGCUUAUAUUUAGGCAGCUUUAGAAAACUCUAUUUACCUGAAGACCAAAUUGAGAAAUCUGUACUGAGUAUCAUGUUAAUCCACAAAAUGGAGCUGUUACAAUGUCAAUGCAGAUAAUACAUAUUAAAAAUUGUGAAAAACACUGUACACUAGCUGAGUUUAUAAGAGGCAUUUUUAAAAAAUCCAUGAUGUAAAACUCCAGAAUGAUAUUCAGUGUGUUAAUGGGAGUUUUAAAAAAAAAAUUGAGAACAAUAAGCAUCCCUUGAUAGUAAUCCGGUUUUUGUUAUUGGACACUUUAUAAUUUAUACACAGCCAUGUAGAUUUAAUUUAAAAUCAAGGCAGUAGUAGUUGGAUAUAAACCUACUGAUUAGAACUUGGUUUAUAUUCAGAAGUGAAUCUGUUCACAACUAGAAAUGAGUGAAUGAGUUAAAUCUUUUUAAUAAAUGUUAAAUUAUUCAAAAAAUACCACUAAAUUAGUCUAACAUUUACUCCCAAGUGUGUUUAUGAAGUGUUCAUGUAGGUCUACUGCUUGUCAGUUUAUACUGGCACUGCCAAUAUAGCUGCUAAUAGCAGAGCAAGUGGUGACUUGGUCCUGAAUGUUUAAGCAGAAGAAGGCUGUGCUGGCAAACUGUUCUUGAUCCUGCUAGUAUGGAACAGAUUUGGCCCUAUCUCUUUUAUACCCUGAAGGUCCUGCAAAUGGAAAUUUGGUAGCAGAUCUUGAUUAAAACCAUUUUGAGCUGCAUGGAGUUUGUCACAGGAAGUUGCCUUCAUUAAUGUAUGGGUUUCCAAGCAAUUUUUAAAAUUACUCAAGUAAAAAAUGCAUAACUUCUUCCACGGAUGCAGUACAGGAUUUAACUACUAAAAAUUCAAACCUAAAUGAAUUGACAGUCAGAUUAUUUUUAAAUUGAACUGUUCCUUCGGUAGUUUAAUAUAUUAUUCUCUCCUUAAUGUCAAACAGGUUUGGGGGUAGAAAGCACCUAGAUGAUACAAUGAUGCAUUUGGUGAGAUUCUGUAUUUCAACAGUGGUUCUCUUGAUAUGGUACUGAUGACCUUAUUGAGUCAGAGUAGAAUCUUACACCCACCUUGCUUUUGCUUUGACUGACCAAAAACUUCCCCAAAUAUGCCAUAAAUGUGAGGUUUUGGCCUCCCUCUAAUAUUGAUUGGUCUCUGAUCCAGUUGCCUCAAUGACUGUGAUGUACUGUAUUAUGCUAACUACCUUCCCUUGGAUUCCUUCCAGUGUCCAUCUCUCCUUUUUAACCCUGCUUUUAUGAAAAAGGCUGUGAAAGAGUCUAAUAUUAGCAACCCAGCUUGUAGUACUCUAAAUGGGAUUUGAUCAAAGCAUUUUAUAACUUCCCACCUUACUUAGAGAUUGUUUACAAUUGGCUAUAACUUUGCUGAUUCAGAUAUGGAAGAUUAAAGUGUUCACUAGCACCCA